UUGAAAUGCCCUACGUGCGGGAAAAAUUACAAGAGACGAGCCUGGUACAUUAAACACCUAAAAACACAUAAUGGUGUUGAAGCACGACAAUCGUUGGUAAGUUCUUCAAUUAUCACUUCGGAUAGAGUUGACCCUCACGUAUCCCAUGGUGAACCAUUAACUGGAAACCACCAGGAGUCCAUUAACAUCCGGACACGUCUUAGCAUUCCUAACAUGAAACAAUCGACUUGGAAAGUUCACGACGACAAUUUAGCGGUCCUGUUAGAGCAUCCGGGCUCGAAGCAGGAAUUGAACUCGCAGGUAGAAACUUUCCAAAAUACCGUUUAUGACUACUUCAACGAGCAAUAUCCACCACGUAAUCAUUACGCUCGCAAAAAUAAAGAAAAUUCGUUCAAGAUAAAAAUGAGGAAGAAAAAACGGGAAUUAAUAAAAAAUCUACGUAUAGCCAAAGCUCUAGGCGACAACCACCUUAGUCAUCAGCUAGCUAGGGCGUUAAGAUCAAUCCUUAAAUUAAUUCAAGGAAUAUCGGCACAAACUGCAGAAUAUCGCGAACGCGGACAGCUUCUCUUGACCAACGAUCAAAUUUACGACCAUUUCAAGAGCACAUACGAAGUGCCUAAAAGUGUAAGGCUCUAUACGGAUCCAAACGAACAAAAACCGGAAAUUCCUCAUAUCGAUUUUCACGGCAUACCACCAACGUUAGACGAAAUAAGUAGUCACAUAAAGAGGAAAUCAUCUAAAUCUGCACCGGGCCCCGAUGGUAUCCCAUAUAUAGUCUUUAAAAAAUGUCCAUCGGUUCGUAAACACCUCCUAAAUAUAUACGGCAAAAUCUGGUCAAGGAAGCAAAUCCCGGAGUGUUUCGGGAAAGCAAUUUUUGUCCUCAUUCCCAAAAAAGAUCGAGUUACCGAUCCGAAGGAUACUAGACCGAUAGCCUUAACAAAUACAAUAUCUAAAAUCUUUUUCUCGGUCCUACAAACGAGAAUGACGCGAUUCAUGCUCAGCAACAAGUAUUUUAGGCCAAAUCACCAGAAAGGGUUUCUACCCGGGAUUUCUGGAUGCCUAGAACACAAUACCUUGCUGUCGGAGAGUUUGAAAGAUGCUAGAAAAAGCGAGCGGCAAAUUACAGUUUGUUGGAUAGACUUAGAGAACGCGUUCGGGUCGAUACAACACGAGUUGAUGCUAUUCGCGCUUAGAUGGUAUAACUUUCCACCCUUAGUUAGCGAUAUGAUUGCGUCGUAUUACUCAAAAUUAAAGUUUUCUAUUAUAACUAAAGAAGGCCCUUCAAAAAGUUUGAGUUACAAUGUAGGACUAUUUCAAGGGUGCUGUUUAUCUCCAAUAGUAUUUAAUAUUAUAAUCAAUAUCCUAGUAGAUAAACUUAUCAGCAAUGAGAAAAAAUGGGGGUAUCGGUUUAAGUUCAAUAACAAAUACACGGAAUCCAUUUUAGCCUUCGCUGACGAUCUCGCAAUACUGACACGUCUCCCCAAACACUGUCAAGUACUAUUGGAUGAAGUGGAUAAAUUCUGUGAGUGGACGGAUGGAUUGAGGACAAAACCAAGUAAAUGUCACUGUCUGUGUCUUGGUAGGUGGAAUACAAGAUACACCUCAUACGAUCCGGGACUAUCGAUAGGCGGUCAAUGCGUUUCUACGGUUACGGAAAAUGCACCAUUCAAGUUUCUCGGUCGUAAGAUUGAUAAUAUAGGUCGUACUCCAUCUUUAGAAGGAAUAGUAGAUAGCUUUUUAAAUGAUCUCAACAAGGUAGAUAGCCAGCAGAUCAGUAACGUAAAAAAAGCAUGGAUCUACGAUAAUUACUUAACUUCACGUUUGAAUUGGCCUUUCCUCGUCUAUGAUUUUAGUAAAACCCUUUUAUCUAGAUUAGAUGCAGGCGUCAUAAAGAUGUUGAAGUUGUGGCUCGGGCUCGCGCUAACGGCUGAUUCAUCGGCUUUAUUCAGGGAUCGUAAUAAGUUUUGGGAUGAAUCUAAAAAGACCAUCGGAGCUCUACAAACACCUAAGAGUUUCCAAGAGACAUAUCCUGGGAAAAUCCCAUGA
Danaus chrysippus (African queen) is the source of this 2046-nucleotide messenger RNA. The record is from the annotation of a GenBank genome assembly. Lineage: Eukaryota; Metazoa; Arthropoda; Insecta; Lepidoptera; Nymphalidae.